ACCUUUGAGGAUGUGGCUGUGUACUUCUCAGAGGAAGAAUGGGCUCUCCUGGACCCGGACCAAAAGGAUCUGCAUAAAGAAGUCAUGGAGGAGAACUGCAGGAAUCUGGCCUUUCUGGAGAGGGAGAGCAAGAGAGGAGGGAAACAGCAGAGAAAGAGAUCUGAAGCCCAACAGCAAAGGAGGAAGAAAUCCGUUGCUUCUGAAGAUUUAAGUUUCCAUGGAAUUCCAGUUCAAGAGGAAAGUCACAGAGAACACAAAUGUUUAGAGUGUGGAAAGAGUUUCAGUCGGAGAACACGCCUUAAUUCCCAUGAAAGAAUCCACACGGGGGAGAAACCAUAUACGUGCCCAGACUGUGGAAAGUCCUUCAUUCAGAAGGAGCACCUCACUUCCCAUCAAAGAAUACACACUGGGGAAAAACCAUAUAAAUGCUUAGACUGUGGAAGGAGCUUCAGUUGGAGCUCACACCUUUCUUCCCAUAGAAGAAUUCACACUGGAGAGAAACCAUAUAUAUGCUCGGAGUGUGGGAAAAGCUUCCGUCAGAAGGGGGGCCUCACUUCCCAUCAAAGAAUCCACACAGGAGAGAAACCAUAUAAUUGCUCUGAAUGUGGAAAAAGUUUCCGUCACAGCUCGAGUCUUUGUGAUCAUGAAAGAAACCACACAGGGGAGAAACGUUAUAAAUGCUCUGAGUGUGGAAAGAGCUUCAAGAAAAGCUCAAACCUUACUUCCCAUCAAAGAAUUCACACAGUGGAGAAACCAUAUCAUUGCUCAGAGUGUGGAAAAAGCUUCAUUCACAGGUCAAGCUUUGCUUCCCAUCGCAGAAUUCACACUGGGGAGAAACCAUAUAAGUGCUCCGAGUGUGGAAAGAAUUUCAGUUUCAGCUCAAACUUUUAUUCUCAUCAAAGAAUCCACACUGGUGAGAAACCAUAUAAAUGUUAUGUGUGUGGAAAGCGCUUCAGCCAGAGCUCAAACCUUACUUCCCAUCAAAGAAUCUGCACAGGGGAGAAACCAUACAAAUGUUCAGAGUGUGGAAAGAGCUUCAGUUACAAAUCACGCCUUACGUACCAUCAAAGAACCCAUACUGGGGAGAAACCAUAUAAAUGCUCAGAGUGUGGAAAGAGCUUCCGUCAGAACUCAAACCUUCUUUCCCAUCAAAUAAUCCACACAGGGGAGAAACCAUAUAAAUGUUUAGACUGUGGGAAGAGCUUCAGUUACAAUUCACGACUUAUGUACCACCAAAGAAUCCAUGCAGGGAAGAAACUGUAUAAAUGCUUAGAGUGUGGAAAGGAAUUCGCUUGGAGGUCAGAACUUAAUUACCACCAAAGAAUCCACACAGGGGAGAAACCAUAUAAAUGUUCCAAGUGUGAAAAGAGUUUUACUCGUAACAAAAACCUUAUUUCCCAUCAAAGACUCCACACUGGGGAGAAACCAUAUAAAUGCACAGACUGUGAAAAGAGCUUCAGUUACAGUUCACACCUUACUUACCAUCGAAGAAUCCACACAGGAGAGAAACUAUACAAAUGCCUGGAGUGUGGAAAGAACUUCAGUCGGUACUCAAACCUUACAUCCCAUCAAAGAAUUCACACUGGGGUGAGACCAUAUCAAUGCUCAGCCUGUGGAAAGAGUUUCAGUUGUAAGCAGAGCCUCACUACGCAUCAAAGAAUCCACACUGGGGAGAAACCAUUUAAAUGCUUAGACUGUGGGAAGAGCUUUAUUCAGAAGGCACAACUCACAUCCCAUGAAAGAACCCACACAGGGGAGAAACCAUAUAAAUGCUCAGAGUGUGGUAAGAGCUUCAGGAAGAAGACCAGCCUUACUACUCAUCACAGAAUCCACACAGGGAACAAACCAUACAAAUGCUCAGUGUGUGGAAAAAACUUUGGUCAUAAAGAGAGCCUCACUUCCCAUCAAAGAAUCCACACUGGGGAGAAACCAUACAAAUGUUCAGACUGUGGAAAGAGCUUUACUCAUAAGGAGACACUCACUUACCAUCAAAGAACCCACACAGGAGAGAAACCAUAUAAAUGCUCAGAGUGUGAAAAGAGCUUCAGCUGCAGUUCACGCUUUACUUACCAUCAAAGAACACACACAGGGGAAAAACCAUAUGAAUGUGCAGAGUGUGGAAAGAGGUUCACUCAGAAGGAUAGUCUCACCUCCCAUCAAAGAAUCCACACAGGAGAGAAGCCAUAUAAAUGCUUAGAGUGUGGGAAGAGCUACCAUCGCAACUCACACCUUACAUCCCAUCAAAGAAUUCAUACAGGAGCGAAACCAUAUAAAUGCUCAGAUUGUGGAAAGAGCUUUGUCUGGAGGUCAGAACUUAAUUCCCACCAAAGAAUCCACACAGGGGAGAAACCAUAUAAAUGCUCUGAGUGUGAAAAGAGCUUCAGUCAUAACUCAAGCCUUGUUUCUCAUCAAAGAAUCCACACAGGAGAGAAACCAUAUAAAUGCUCAGAGUGUGGAAAGGGCUUUCGUAGCAGCUCACACCUUACAUCACAUCAAAGAAUCCACACUGGGGAGAAACCGUACAAAUGCUCAGCAUGUGGAAAAUGCUACACUGACAACUCACGUCUAACUUCCCAUCAAAGAAGCCACACUGGAGAAAAACCAUAUAAAUGCUCAGAGUGUGGAAAGCACUUCAGUCAGAAUUCAAGCCUCAUUUCCCAUCAAAGAAUCCACACAGGGGAGAAACCAUAUUCAUGUUCAGCAUGUGGAAAGAAAUUCCGUCAGAGCUCACACCUUACUUCUCAUCAAAGAAUCCACACAGGGGAGAAACCACAUCAAUGCUUGCAUUGUGGAAAGAGCUUUGCUUCAAGUCCAGAGCUUACUGCCCAUCAACACAUACACAGUGGGGAGAAACCUUAUAAAUGCUUGCAGUGUGGAAAGAGCUUUGCUUCAGGUCCAGAGCUUACUGUCCAUCAAGGCAUACACAGUGGGGAGAAACCUUAUGUAUGCUUGCAGUGUGGAAAGAGCUUUGCUCAGAGGUCAAAGCUUACUGUCCAUCGGCGUAUCCACACUGGGGAGAAACCUUGUAAAUGCUUGGAGUGUGGAAAGAGCUUUCCUCAGAAUUCACAUCUCACUGCCCAUCAAUGCAUCCACACUGGGGAGAAACCUUAUGUAUGCUUGCAGUGUGGAAAGAGCUUUGCUCAGAGUUCAAACCUUACUGUCCAUCAACGCGUACACAGUGGGGAGAAACCUUAUAAAUGUUUGCAGUGUGGAAAGAGCUUUGCUCAGAGUUCAAACCUUACUGUCCAUCAACGCAUACACAGUGGGGAGAAACCUUAUAAAUGCUUGCAGUGUGGAAAGAACUUUCCUGACAAUUCAAGCCUUACUAAACAUAAGCAUAUCCACACUGGGGAGAAACCUUAUAAAUGCUUGCAGUGUGGAAAGAACUUUGCUGACGGCUCAAACCUUACUAGACAUCAGCAUAUCCACGCUGGGGAGAAACCUUAUAAAUGCUUGCAGUGUGGAAAGAGCUUUGCUUCAAAUCCAGCGCUUACUGUCCAUUGGCGUAUCCACACUGGGGAGAAACCUUAUGAAUGCUUGCAGUGUGGAAAGAACUUUGCUGACAGCUCAAACCUUACUAGACAUCAGCAUAUCCACACUGAGGAGAAACCUUAUAAAUGCUUGCAGUAUGGAAAGAGCUUUGCUUACAAUUCAAACCUUACUAAACAUCAGCAUAUCUACACUGGGGAGAAACCUUAUAAAAGUUUGGAGUGUGGAAAGAACUUUGCUCGGAGUGCACAUCUUACUUUCCAUCAGCGUAUCCACACUGAGGAGAAACCUUAUAAAUGCUUGCAGUGUGGAAAGAACUUUGCUGACUGCUCAAACCUUACUAAACAUCAGCAUAUCCACACUGGGGAGAAACCUUAUAAAUGUUUGGAGUGUGGGAAGAACUUUGCUCGGAGUGCACAUCUUACUGCCCAUCAACGUAUCCACACUGGGGAGAAACCUUAUCAAUGCUUGCAGUGUGGAAAGAACUUUGCUGACUGCUCAAACCUUAGUAGACAUCAGUAUAUCCACACUGAGGAGAAACUUUAUAAAUGCUUGCAGUGUGGAAAGAGCUUUCUUCGGAAUUCAAAUCUUACUGCCCAUCAACGUAUCCACACUGGGGAGAAACCUUAUCAAUGCUUGCAGUGUGGAAAGAGCUUUGCUCAGAAUUCACAUCUCACUGCCCAUCAACGUAUCCACACUGGGGAGAAACCUUAUGAAUGCUUGCAGUGUGGAAAGAGCUUUGCACAUAGGUCAAAGCUUACUGUCCAUCAGCGUAUCCACACUGGGGAGAAACCUUAUAAAUGCUUGCAGUGUGGAAAGAGCUUUGCUCAGAAUUCACAUCUUACUGCCCACUGGAGAAUCCACACAGGGGAGAAACCUGAUAAAUGCUUGCAGUGUGGAAAGAGCUUUCCUCAGAAUUCACAUCUUGCUGCCCAUCAACGUAUCCACACUGGGGAGAAACCUUAUAAAUGCUUGCAGUGUGGAAAGAACUUUGCUCGAAGUUCAAACCUUACUAGACAUCAGCAUAUCCACACUGGGGAGAAACCUUAUCAAUGCUUGCAGUGUGGAAAGAGCUUUGCUCAGAGUUCAAAGCUUACUGUACAUCGGCAUAUCCACACUGGGGAGAAACCUUAUAAAUGCUUGCAGUGUGGAAAGAACUUUGCUGACAGCUCAAACCUUACUAGACAUCAGCAUAUCCACACUGGCGAGAAACCUUAUCAAUGCUUGCAGUGUGGAAAGAGCUUUGCUCAGAGUUCAAAGCUUACUGUCCAUCAGCAUAUCCACACUGGGGAGAAACCUUAUCAAUGCUUGCAGUGUGGAAAGAGCUUUGCUUCAAGUCCAGAGCUUACUGUCCAUCAACGCAUACACAGUGGGGAGAAACCUUAUAAAUGCUUGCAGUGUGGAAAGAGCUUUGCUCAGAGUUCAAAGCUUACUGUCCAUCAGCGUAUCCACACUGGGGAGAAACCUUAUGUAUGCUUUCAGUGUGGAAAGAACUUUGCUCAGAGUUCAAAGCUUACUGUCCAUCAGCGUAUCCACACUGGGGAGAAACCUUAUAAAUGCUUGCAUUGUGGAAAGAGCUUUCCUCAGAAUUCACAUCUUACUGCCCAUCAACGUAUCCACACUGGGGAGAAACCGUAUGAAUGCUUGGAGUGUGGAAAGAGCUUUGCUCGGAGAUCACAGCUUACUAUCCAUCAGUGUAGCCACACUGGUGAGAAACCUUAUGAAUGCUUGCAGUGCGGAAUGUGCUUUGCUCAGAGUUCAAAGCUUACUGUCCAUCAGCGUAUCCACACUGGGGAGAAACCUUAUGUAUGCUUGCAGUGUGGAAAGAACUUUGCUGACAAUUCAAACCUUACUAAACAUCAGCGUAUCCACACUGGGGAGAAACCUUAUAAAUGCUUGCAGUGUGGAAAGAGCUUUGCUUCAAGUCCAGAGCUUACUGUCCAUCAACGCAUACACACUGGGGAGAAACCUUAUAAAUGCUUGGAGUGUGGAAAGAACUUUGCUGACAGCUCAAACCUUACUAGACAUCAGUAUAUCCACAUGGAGGAGAAACCUUAUAAAUGCUUGGAGUGUGGAAAGAGCUUUGCUCAGAGUUCACAUCUUACUGCCCAUCAACUUAUCCAUCCUGGCGAGAAACCAUAUGAAUGCUUGGAGUGUGGAAAGAGCUUUGCUCGGAGUUCAGACUUUACCAUCCAUAAACGCAUACACAGUGGGGAGAAACCUUAUAAAUGA
Euleptes europaea (tarantolino) is the source of this 5721-nucleotide messenger RNA. Its product is annotated as zinc finger protein 208-like. The record is from RefSeq and is a predicted model, not a curated record. Lineage: Eukaryota; Metazoa; Chordata; Lepidosauria; Squamata; Sphaerodactylidae. Gene Ontology annotation, biological process: regulation of transcription by RNA polymerase II. The coding region runs from base 85 to 5721 and encodes 1878 amino acids. Gene Ontology annotation, cellular component: nucleus. The transcript has 6 exons. Gene Ontology annotation, molecular function: RNA polymerase II cis-regulatory region sequence-specific DNA binding; DNA-binding transcription activator activity, RNA polymerase II-specific.